AUGGACGAUCAGGCGCUCGCGCUUAACUUUCGGAUGCUCGAGCGUGUCCUGCGGUUGAUCGCCGUAUGGCCAACGGACUACACCAGGUAUCUACCCCAAUCCUGGCCAGGACGGCACGUGAUCGCGCGACUACUCGACGUGCUUUACCCAGCGUUUUGGGGCUUCGUGUGCGUACACAUUGCCGCGUUUCAUAUCGUGUCGAUCCUCACCAUUGACUUCAGCUACGACGAGCUGUUCCUGUUCCUCAUCACAACCAGCAUCUACUCGAUCAUGACCCUGCUGAACGUGUAUCUGCGGUUGUACGAACGUGACGUACGCCGGCUGUACGAAUUCACGAUACGUCGGUUCCGUCGGAGAUCAGCCGCUGCCACGCAUUAUGUUGCGAUAAGUUCGUGCUUUCGUUUCGCCAACCGGUGCCUGUUUUGGUGGCUCGUGUUCUGUGUCCUCGGCACGAUGCACUGGGCCAUCUAUCCGAUCCUGUCGCAGGAACGCUCGCUACCCUUUCCUUGUUGGUAUCCAGUUGACGUGCAGCGGUCACCUGCGUAUGAGUUCGCGUACCUGUUUCAGGUGCUCGGGCAGCUGCAAGUUAGCCUCGUUUUUGGACUGUGUGGCGCGUUAUUCAUGGUGUUCGUGUUCAUGGCGUGCCAUCAGUUCGAUAUGUUGUGCUGCAGUCUCACGAAUGUGCGACAAUCGGCCAUGCUUUUACAUGGUGGCUACCAGAGGGACCUCCGACGGGUUCAAGCAGCUGGUGGUGAAGUAGACGCACGUGAUUACGUCCUUCGUGAGGUGUUCCUGGAGGUGUUGGACCAUGCGCAACCCACCGAAACCGUAGCGCGGCUGGAUCGAUUGCCAAAGUCCCAGACCUACCUGAUGGAGCUGGCACCAGAACUGACGUGUGCGCUCGAGGACUGCAUCAGUCAUCAUCUUCUGCUGCUGCAGUUCUGCCAACAGCUCGAACACUGCUACUACCCGUACGUGUUGCUGAAACUCUUCCAAAUUCUGUUGCUGCUGUGCUUUCUCGCUUUCAUGGCAACCGUGGAAAGUUUGUCGACAAUGAAGUUAAUUAACGUGCUCGAGUACUUCAUGCUGACGAUGACGGAGCUCUACCUGUACUGUUUUCUAGGGCAGCUUCUCACGAACCAGGGGCUGAAGGUAGCCGACGCCAUGUGGAAAUCGCCCUGGCAACUGUGUGGCGCUUCUUAUCGCAGGCGCAUGCUGAUCAUUCUGAUGAACGCUCAGCGUCCCGUGCGGCUAACCGGCAUGAAAAUGUACGAGCUGAAUCUAGAGACGUACUACACGGUGCUGAAGGCUGCCUUUUCGUACUACACCAUCAUUAAGAAGUUUCGCUAA
Molecule: messenger RNA, 1350 nt
Organism: Anopheles nili
Lineage: Eukaryota; Metazoa; Arthropoda; Insecta; Diptera; Culicidae
Gene: Or83a
Product: odorant receptor 83a
Exons: 4
Coding region: 1-1350 (449 amino acids)
Biological process (GO): detection of chemical stimulus involved in sensory perception of smell; sensory perception of smell
Cellular component (GO): plasma membrane
Molecular function (GO): odorant binding; olfactory receptor activity
Source: RefSeq, a predicted model, not a curated record